CUCUCCCACAUUACCCACCAAUGGCUGUAACCUUGGGGCAAAUUCUGACUUUUAUUUCAUCUCCCCUCCCACUCCCGUCUGUCACCUCACCCUUUCUUCACCCUCUUUUUCAUGAAACCUCCUCAAUCCCUCUGCCUCUCUCUUUUAAUGAACUCAGCCCUCCUUUUUUAAUGCUUCCUCCUCCUUUUCCUCCUCUGCUUUCCUCCCUCUUUGCCACGUUCAUCGCUGAAGUGUUAUGACUGCUGAGCGUUCCUCUGUCAUGGCCUGCGGGAAGAGUGAGUUAGUACAUGUCAGCAAGCACAGGUAUGCGCCGUGGACAUUAGCUGCAUCGUUUGCAGACUACUGGAGCGAGGAGGGAGAUGUGCACUAACUGCUGUAAGAAGCUCAAAAACAGGCCGGAGCAAAGCAAAAUCUACUCCAACCUGUUUUUCUAAUACAUUUCUGUGGAGUCGUCACCACCAUACACAGACUCAUCCCAACACUUUAUAAAUGAAAAACGUUUUUAAAAGUUAUAAUAAAAUGAUAAUGUUAUUUUGCAUCAUGACUUUAAUCUGAAGUUUUUCAGGUUGUUAAUGGAUUUAAAAAAUUUGCUGUGACUCAAAGUUAAAUCUCAAACAAAUAGGAGCUUUCAAUGAUCUUCUUUACUGCAACGAAACUGAGCAAAAAGGUGGCUGAUGGUUUUUUUUGCACGUGUAUUUCUGUGUGCUUUUGCUUUGCAAUGACUCACUGAAAACCUUCUUUUAAUGGAAGUAAAAAGGUUUUAUCUCAUUUUUAGUCUAAAAAGACAAAAAAAAUGUUCUCAUCUACAAAAACAGCUGAGAAGGAGGUUAGGACCCAAAAAUGCAGAACACACUAGACAGGAGCAGAUGUAAAUAAGUAAAUCCUUUAUUUAAAGGAGGAGACUUGAUCAAGACUUACAUCUGCACUGUUUAAAAAUGGACUCCACAAUUAUCGACUUCCGUACUAUUGAGGUUCUUUUUUAAAAUGUUUUUCUAAUUUUUAUUCACCCUGUGUCUUGUUGAUUUUUAGCUGUUAUUUUUGGGAAUUUUGUUGUAUUUCCUUUUUAUCUUUUAUCUGUGUUCGACAUGUUUGUAUAACGCCGGUUUAAUUAACUAACAUUUUUAGUGUACAGUGCCUUGUUUGGUUGUAAUGCCAUGUGAAUGCACUUUAUAAAUAAAAUUGGAUUGGAUUGGAAGCGAUCCAAAAACAAAAACAGAAGCUCACAACUGAGCACUGACUCGGGUAAAACUCGGGAGGGAACAGAACAACGUAGACACAACGAUGGACCGACGAACACUGAAGGACAAGACAGGGUUGUUAAACACAGAGGGAGGUGAUCAGGUGAACAGGUGACAGGUGUGAGUGAGAUCUGGAGGGAAGGCAGGUGCAUUCAGUAAACUAAAUGGGGAAAGAACAAAGCAGGAGGGAAUAAUCAUGGGACAUAAGAGGACAACCUGGAGGAGGCUGGGGACAGAGGGACACAGAACAUGACAAGUACUUACAAUAAUAUUAUAUUUUAAAAACAGAAGCUGCUGGCUAGAAUUCUUAAAACUAACAAAUAAAUCCAACUUUAAAUUAUUUGACUAAUUCUCGCCAAGCACUUUUUGCUUUUCCUGUUGGCAAUACUUUUUUUACUCAAAACAAAAUCAGUGGAUCAUGUUUAACAACAUUUUCCUCAUUUCAAGUAGUGCUGGUUUUGCAAAUGAGAUUUUUUUCUUUUUAGAAAAAAACAACCUUUUUUAACUUCCUUGAAAAUCGUUUUUUGCAGUGUAACACCUAAAUCACUGGAAGGAUUUUCAUUAAACUCACUGAAAAUGAUCAUUAGAUGAAAAUUUACAACUAAUUGACUUUUGGAGUCAAUCCGAUUCGAAAUGGCUGCCACAGCCAAACACAGUUGGCUACAAUUAGGUAGUCUUGCCAGCCAUGCCAAUGCUUCCCUAUGAGAAGCAAAGGGCCUGGUAACCAUAGAGAUGUAUACCAUGCUGGUAAUGCUUACAUUCAAAUAACCCCACCCCCUGAAAAUUCUAACCAAGCCAAUCAGCGCUGAGCAGCGUAGGUCCCACACCGCGACGCUCAGGUUUUCAUAAACAGUGAAGAUGGCGUCUGAAGCCUAGUCCACACGUAGCCGGGUUUUUUUUUUUAACGAAUAUCCGCCCCUCCAAAAACUUGCAUCCACACCACCUCGUUUUAUAAAAAAACUCUGUCCACACGUACCCGGAUAAAUACGUUGUUAAGGACAUGCCAGACCUGUAGGCGGCAGCACUUCCCCCGUUCUUAACCUCGUCCUUCGUCUGUGGUCUUCCACAAGGAGCAGUAAUUCCGCUUGCAAAAACAAACAAGCAAAAAGCGCUUGGACAACUGAUAAAGCGAGCGCAGCUCUGAGGGCAUCCAUGCUGUCGGCUAGUGUAAACACAGGUCGCACAUGUGAUGUCAGCAUUUUUUUGUCGCGGAAAGUGACGUUGCAGACCUUAAAACUCCGGUUUUGUCUGUCCACACGCAGACACCCAAAACGGAGAAAACGCAGAUCUUCACUUUGGCCGGAGUUUUUAAAAAGAUACGUUUUCGUGUGAAAAAACUCAGUUGUCAUGUGGAUGACAGGCCAGAACGUAGAAAAAUAUCUACGUUUUGGCAGAUCCCCGGCUACGUGUGGGCAGGUCCUGAAGCGGAGUUUGCUGCGGCUCUUUCCUCAAGAAGAAGAAGCGCUAAAAGCGAAUGAUGUUGGUGUCGACGCCAGACGUCAUCUCUGAUUACAGCUAAAAAGCUACAGCGACACAGCUGUCAUUUUCACCUUUUUUCUGAUCUGGCUAGUCCCGCCCCCUCAUGGUGCUCUACCUCUGAUUAUCCAGACUCUUCCUCCGUGUAGAGUAGACAGAGGGCGAGUCUGGCAGGCCAAACUAAUAAUUAAGUUAGUUUCAUAGAUCUUGAGCUGAAAUUUCACAUGGUGAUAACUAGGAGUUCCUCUUUUUAUGAGGUUUUCACAAAAUAUUUACAAAAUUUUACCAAAAUGGCUACAACUUCAUCAGGUCUCAAGAUAAAAUGAGGUUAAACCUCUGCCUUGAAAGGAAGCUGGACUUUUCUUCUGUCAUCUCCUCACAGUGUGAAAGCUGUUUUCAGGUUCCCACACAUGCAGCUGGGCUCUCCUCGCACCAGUGUUGCACUUGUGCACCAAUGCUGCAUGCAAAUACACACUUCUACAUGCAAGGAAUUCAGCUUGUUUUCAAGUUCAACACAGACUUGCUGCAUCAGACCAAAAAUCAUUGCUUUUUUUUCCCCUCUUUCGGUGCCUUUCUGUGUGAAGGCAGGUGCUGUAAUGAGACACUAAAUAACUAUUAGAGGACGGGCAAGAGAAAGGGAGGAGAGUAAGAGAAAACAAGAGAGCACUUCCUCAACAGUAGCAGAGAGAGGGGGCGAGGGUGGGAGGGAAAAGAAGCGAGAGGGCAGAGAGAGAACCUUCAGAGAGACGAUCAGCAUUGUAAGUGACAAGAGGAACAACAGUGCUGGAGCUUGUUUUGAACUCGUUUUCGUCAUUUUCCAAGAAGAAAAGACUCAGGAGAGCCAAGAGGAGAGAAACCAAGCAGAGGAAAACGGUCUUGAAAAGUUGGUGCUGUGAUUUAAAAACAAAAACAAAGGCAAAGUAAGGAGAGGGGAGGAGAGAAGCCGGGAGGAACACAAGGCAGCAAUGGAUCGCAGAGUGGUUCAGCCUGACCCUGGGAUGGCCUGAAUUCACUCACUGCUGCUGGCCACCAUCCAGCACACACUCCAGGCUGAGAUCGCCAGUGAGAUCCUCCACCAGAGGGCAGUAGACAUGUGUAGGACUGGGCAUGGCCAGUUUUUGAUGAAGCUCCCAUGUGGCUGCUCAGCCAUGCACCCUGGUUAUGGCCUCUCACCUUUUCCUGAUUUCCAGCCCCACCUUCGCUCUUUUCGGUGCAGAGGAGAGACGCACAGUAUGUGGAUCCCAGGUCCGGGAGAGUCCCAGGGUCUGAGUGAGUCCCAGGAGAGCCAGCCUCUCCUCCAUCCAUGUCAUCACAAACACGUUGCCGUGUGUCAACAGGAAACCCUGGCGUUUAUUGAGCUACAAGCAACAGCAACUCCUAAAUCAAACUGUUUUGGUUCUCAGAGGAAGAACCUUAUUUCAGAUGCAAAACACUUGGUGGACUCUGUAUCUCUGAACAGGGUCAGCCAGACACUGAAUGAACUAAAUGACAUGCAGAAGAUCUGCCACAGGAGAGACGAACUGGAAAACAGUUUGAACUCUCCCAUAGAAACGAUGGAUCAGAAGGAGAUUGUUUGUCAGAAUGGGACCAGAACUUCUUUGCAGGAACAGCCCAAGAAGCCACAUAUGGUAACAACAGUGUGUCGUCCUCUCCAUGCAGCCCUCAGCCUCCCUCUGUCCCUGCCCCUGUCCUCUCUCUACACAAACAGAGACUCCUGGGAAUCUCAGGGACCAGGCUCCCCUUCCUCACCUGAGUGCCCCGAAAAUCAGGGUCCGGAUGCCUGCCAGCCUCAGAGAAGAGCAUCACAGGGAUCACUAAGAGAGAAGUCGAUCCGACGAAAGAUGCAGGUUUAUUCUCCAGACAGCCUGAGUGAUGAAUCCCUCAACAGCCCAAUUCUGGAGGCGGACUACAUCUUUCCUGGACCCUUUGCAUCUUUUCUGGAGGAGGACCUGAGCGGAUUAUCAUCCUUGGAGGCCAAUUCUACUCCUACAUCAACAUGUGAUACUCCAAAUCUCCUAAACAUCAGUCAGGAAGACAUCUUCAAUGUACCAACAGAACCCUUACAGAUAAUAGAGGACUCCAAAACAGGAGUGGAUGGAGAGCAGCAGUGUAGUGUAGGGACAUCAUUUCCAUCUGGGAUGAGUUUUUUGUCACGCACCCGUCAAGUCGACCAAGAACGCCGGCGUUUUUCAGCGUCAGAGUUAAUAUCAAGACUCCAGUUGUCUCAAAGGAAGAACUCAUUCACCCUGAAGCUGGGGAAGUCCUUGUCUGCUCGGGUGACCUCCAGGGACAGGCAGAACACAAGCAGCCUCAGCCCAAACCCUGACUACAAGUCCAACUCCAGGCAGCGCAGCUCUGGAGGCUCCAGUGACAGUGCCCCCCAUAGUCCUGUUGGACUAGUGCCCAGUACUGAGAAUGGGAUGCCUCUACAUCGGUGGAGCACCAAACUUGGAAUGCGGAAGAAGUCUACGGAGGAGGAGUUGGGUACAAGUCCACCAGUCUCCAAUCGACUGUCACGGUUUUUACCAAGCUCAAUCCUCUACCAAGAAUACAGCGACGUUGCCAUCAACAGAGAGAUCCAGCGACAGCAGGGGAAGGAGCCUGGAACGGAAGAGGAGGGGUCAGAUGGGACCCCAUCUCCAUCAAAUCUGUCCCCAUCCAGCUCAUUUCGUUCCUCACGAGGUUCUGCGUUUGCUCUGUGGCAGGACAUACCUGAUGUCCGAACAAGCGGUCAGCUUGACAACUUCAGUAAUGAGGAGAGAAAAUUACAAGAGGCAAAGUUUGAGCUAGUGACGUCUGAAGCGUCAUACAUUCGUAGUUUGACAAUCGCUGUGGACCACUUCAUGUUGUCUCAGGAACUCACUGAGUGUCUUGGAGCUCAGGAUAAGCAGUGGCUGUUCUCCAAGCUGCCCGAAGUCAAAGAUGUCAGUGAGAGGUUCCUCCAGGAACUGGAGCACAGGCUGGAAGAAGAUAUUCUCCGUUUUGAUGUGUGUGACAUAGUUCUGGAUCAUUGCCCAGCUCUGCAAAGGGUUUAUUUACCUUAUGUUACCAACCAGGCGUACCAGGAGCAGACAUACCAACGACUGCUGCAGGAAAACCCUCGUUUUCCUGGCAUCCUGUCUCGCUUGGAGGAAGACCCGAUCUGCCAACGACUUCCUCUGACCUCGUUUCUAAUCCUCCCAUUUCAGAGGAUCACAAGGCUUAAAAUGCUGGUGGAGAAUAUCUUAAAGAGGACAACACCAGGCUCUCGAGAUGAGGACACAGCCACAAAAGCUUUCAACGAGCUAAAAACGAUCAUCAAAGAAUGUAAUUCCAGUGUGCAGUCAAUGAAGAGGAUGGAGGAACUCAUUCACCUCAACAAGAAAAUUAACUUUGAAGGCAAAAUCUUUCCUCUCAUCUCUCAGUCUCGCUGGCUGGUGAAGCACGGUGAACUUCUGGAGGUAGACACUCAGAUGAUGAGUAUUUCUGGAUCAAAACUCAAGCUACCCACCAGGCCAGUGUACCUUCACCUGUUCAAUGACUGCCUGCUGCUGUCCAGGAGGAAGGACGCGUGGAAGUUCAUGGUGUUUGUUCAUGCCAAGAUUGGCGAGCUAAAAGUGAAGGAUCUCAGUCAGAAGCUCCAAGGAAUCUCAGGCUUCAUCUUCCACCUACAACUGUGUGAAGGUCAACAGCUCAAACACCAGAUCCUGCUUAAAUCUCACACAGAGAGCGGUAAGGAAAGGUGGAUCACCGCAAUGUUUCCAUCCGAUCCGCUUGAAGACAUCGAGCAGGCGAAUGAGAAUUACGAUACUUCGCAAGUUCAGUGCAUCAAAAGCUACCAGGCUCAAGAACACGACGAGUUAACGUUGGAAAAGGCCGACAUUCUUCAUGCAAAGACCAUUACGAGUGAUGGUUGGGUUGAAGGCAUCAGACUCUCAGACGGGGAGCGGGGCUGGUUCCCCAAAACCUACGUGGAGGAAAUCACAAGUCGAAGCGCGCGCCUCCGCAACCUUCGAGAAAACAUCCGAAUCAAGUGUGUCACACAGAAACUGAAGGUGGACGACUGACGGCUUUUGCCACAAAGGACCACGUAGCAACUUGAAAAUUCGGCAGUUUUAAGCUUGAAAAUGGUUGUUUUAUCAUUAGACGAUUGUGGGGUCUUUGUGUAGUGUGUAGGGGCAAAAACAAAUGUCUUUGUUAAAAAAAAGUGUAAAUUAUCAGUUUCCUUUGUUAAUCUUUUCCUGCUAAUUUCAUAAUUUGUCCUUUAUAGCUUCCUUUCCACUGUAGGGGUCCUGGGAAAUUUCCUGGAAGAGCAAAGGUGACAGGCUCGGUUCUCUCAGCUGUUGUGUCUCCAUAAAAAAUCGGCCCUUUCAGCACUUUGCUAAGACGUCAGCAUAUCGUGAGAAUUUUGGCAGUCACUGAUUAGCACCAAAAUGCAUCCACAGGUAUUAAUAUUAUUAAAAAUGUUGAAUUCUGUCAAAGUAGACUAAUUUAACCAAUUCAGGGGACAGGGAGAGCAGUGGUCAGACGUAAAAUGAAGUGUUCAAUGACCAGAAGAAGUGUAGAUUUUUACCACACUCUCACCACAAAGAGGUGUUCAUUAUGCCGUUGUUGGGGAGAUUUUCACAUUAUAUUUAUUAGUGUUGGGAGAUUAGAAAUGGAGAAAUGGAGAUGAACAAUGCUUAUUGUCUUUACCUUCCAUUCUGCUUCCACAGCAACUCUUCCAAUUUUACAAAUACCAGUUGUUACAACCAAUAAGCACAAGUCCUGCCCAGCGACUGUACCGGGCGUUUAUAUACCUUGGGUCCUUGGCUGGUCCCUAAAAUGGCCCAGAAAGUGAUCCUUUUGGGUCGGCCCGUUGAAAUGGAGACACACGCAUACCAUGCAGAUCCGGUAGAAUCACCCAGAGGUUCCAAUAGUGAAAACGGGUCCUGUGUUUCACUCCAAACUUAAUCUUUGAAAGAAUUAUCCAGGGUUGGUUUGUUUUGUGUGCUUAACUCCUUCUGAAACUAAAUUUCAGCCCUUUUGGUCAGAAAUGUUGAAAAUAUCAACACCGGCGUGUCCUGUUUCAAAGGUGAAAUGAAGUGCAAAUGCAAAACAACCACAUCAGCUAAAUUUAUGGUGACUAAAAUCUGCUCUGAAUUUGGCCCUUUGUGAGUAUCUCGGCCUGAUUCUCUAACCUGAUUUUAUUGUGAAAGAUUUAGAUAAAGACUGAAACUAUUUUUUAUGUCCUCUUAUAACACGACCAAAGUUUUGCUCAUUUGAAGCUUUUGUAAAGUGUCGUUUGUUUGUUUUUUACUAAAGAGAAAGAAAUGUAGACAUUAUGUAUCCAUUUCUACAUCAAAUUUUUGUUUGAAGUCUGUUAUUAAAUCUAUAAUUUAUUUGCGAGUCAGGUGAUGGCGUGUCAUCAUCACCAACCACAAUAGCAGGUUUCUGAGUAAGUGUCACUUAAAGGGAUAUUUCAGCUAUUUUAAAGUGAUGUUCCACCAGUUAUUUAUCUACAAUAAGUACCUUGCCUGCAGAUGACAUCACUCAAAGCAAGGCGUUGCUUUACUCAUUGUAAACACUCCUGAUUUCCAGUAUUUAAAUCAACUCCUACUGAGAAAGUCGCACCACUGCAACAAAACUCAAGACAGGUUUUUUUUUUUAGUUUUUUAUUAUAUCCUUCAACUGAACAAUGCAGCAGUACCACUCCACCUAAGAACAGGCGAGAUGAGGCCGAUCAUGCUGGGACAUGGCAGCGUCACACCUAAAGAAGUCAUUCAGAUGAUGUUCAUCUAACUCAUUAUUGCAGAUAAACAACACAUAGAAUCAAAUAUGAACUGAAAUAUCAUUUUCAUCGGAGGCUACGCUUCAGGUUUCAAAAAAGAAUCUAAUUAACGCACUAUUUUCUUCUGUUUCUGUAGAAUUCACUUAAAAUAACAACUAUUGUAACAGUUGUUGGACGUUUGCCUUCUUAGACCUAGUCCACACGUAGCCGGGUUUCUUUAAAAACGAAUAUCCGCCCCUCCAAAAACGUGCAUCCACACCACCUCGUUUUAUAAAAAAAACUGUCCACACGUACCCGGAUAAAUACGUUGUUAAGGACAUGCCAGACCUGUAGGCGGCAGUACUUCCCCCGUUCUUAACCUCGUCCUUCGUCUGUGGUCUUCCGCAAGGAGCAGUAAUUCCGCUUGCAAAAACAAACAAGCAGAAAGCGCUUGGACAAUUGAUAAAGCGAGCGCAGCUCUGAGGGCAUCCAUGCUGUCGGCUAGUGUAAACACAGGUCGCACACGUGAUGUCAGCGUUUUUUGUCGCGGAAAGUGACGUUGCGGACCUUAAAACUCCGGUUUUGUCCGUCCACACGCAGACACCCAAAACGGAGAAAACGCAGAUCUUCACUUUGGCCGGAGUUUUUAAAAAGAUCCGUUUUCGUGUGAAAAACUCAGUUUUCGUGUGGAUGACAGGCCAAAACGUAGAAAAAUAUCUACAUUUUGGCAGAUCCCCGGCUACAUGUGGACAGGGCCUUAGGAAACAAAUCUAGUUCUCAUCUUUUAUUCUUGUAAGAUGACUUUUCCCAAGGAGCAGAAACGCAGACGUCUAACAGAGAAACGAAAGAACAAAUUAGACUUUUUCUUACUUUUGCUUUCCUAAAAUUAGAAAUUCAACGCACAAACUAAAUUCUGUCUUGUGUGAUUUUGUAGCUUUUCGCUUCACAAUCACUACUUUUAUAAACUUUCCUUUCAGAUGAACAGAGAAAUAAAUGUGUAUCCACUAAGAAUGACUCUAACAGAGCAAAAUGAUUAACAGCACACGAAAAGGGAGCUGAGAGUUUCUGUUAAUGAAAUCCAGCAGCGCAUGAAACAUCUAUGACUCCACUGUUACUAACGCUCUUUAAACAAAUUGUUAGUUGUAAUUUAAAUGGUUGCUGUUGAAGCGUUUGUAUUUAUAUACUAUUAGAUGCUGAUGUAAAUGUAUUUUAUUGUAGAUGAUUACAUGUAUAAAGCGUAGAAUGUGGUUUGUUCCCUUUCAUGACUGUAAUUUAUAAGCAAAAAGCAUUUUAUAAAGAAACAGUUGGUUUUUAUCCUGAUUAAGUACAUGCUAAUACACUGGAUGUUUACUGGAUUUCUGCACACUGCUGUAAAUGUUUACUCUGAAAUAAAUGCAGGUGUUUGCAUUAA
Nothobranchius furzeri (turquoise killifish) is the source of this 9853-nucleotide messenger RNA. NCBI's taxonomy places the organism in Eukaryota, Metazoa, Chordata, Actinopteri, Cyprinodontiformes, Nothobranchiidae. The record is from RefSeq and is a predicted model, not a curated record.